AUGCCUUGCAUUGUCGGUCUCUACCAAGCAGCGCAAACAUUGCUCUCUUGGCCACUGUCGUCGCCAUUGGCCGCGGCCACAAGUCCGGGGUCGGGCCCACACUCGAUGUUCUUCGCGCUCGGGCUCGGGCUAGUGCUGCUUCUCAUUCCCGUCCUCCUCCUUGUCUCGCCAUUCCUCCUACACAGACAACCGCUGCCUAAUGACACCCCACCCACCCUGCCGGGCUUUCAAUGGACGCAUAUCAGCUCGUUCUUCCAUCGCAGACACGACUUUCUCGCCUGGGGCUUCCGCGUAACCGGUGCCAAGAUCUUCCAGUUCAAGCUCAUGGGUAACACCGUCAUUGUGCUCUCGGGCCCGGUGGCCCGGCGCGCCUUCUUUUACCAGAAAGGCUUCGACCUGACAGAGGGCUUCAAGAUGCUUUCUGGCGCGGUAUUACUCUUUUGUUCCAACGCUGAUGGUGUUGUACUGAACCCAGCGCAGAUUCCAAUGGUGCGCGGUGUCACUUCUGGCAUCCACACGAAGCGCAUUGCGACUAUCCACAAACGGCUGGCGAGUGUGCAGCGCAACGCGUCGUUGACGGAACUGAUACCUCACAUUCUCGAGGACGCCCAGCGCGUGCUGGAGGGGUUUAGUGACACGGGGAGUUUCGAUCCGUUCGACAAAAUCUACUCUCUCAUUUUCCAGACCACCGUGCGGAGCCUUUCGUGCCAUGAAAUUGCCGACGAUAUGGCGCUGGUUGCGCAGCUCAAGUCGCUGUACAGCCAGCUUGACACCGCCACCACCCCUGCAAGCGUAUUGCUCCCGUGGCUCCCCUCACCCGCGAUGCUCAAGAAACUGUGGGCCACGAAGCAGAUCUACGAUAUCAUCGUCCACGCGAUCGAGCAGCGAGAAAGAAAUGGGUCAGAGCGGAACGACACGCUGCAGAUGCUGCUCGAGGCGGGCGACGACAAGCUCACGGUUGUCGGCUUCGUGAUGGGCCUGCUUAUCGCUGGCGCGCGCGCGACAGGGACCACCGCGUCGUGGGUCGUCACGUUCCUGGGCGGUCACGUGGACUGGCGCGACAAGGCGCGGGCAGAGGUCGAGGGGCUCUUGGCUGUUCAUUCCUCUUCUUCUUCCCGAAAUCUGGCUGCCCGACUGGCCGAGAUCCCCCUCACCAGCUGGGAGUCCGAGAUGCCCGUGCUGGACGCGGUUAUCCGAGAAACUCUACGUGUUGCCCAACCACACAUCGCGAUGCGGCGGAAUAUCGGGCCGGACACGUAUAUCGACCAGACGCGCAUCCCAACGGGGGCGUACGUUGUCUACCCCUUCAGCGACAUACAUCUGGAUGCCCAACUUUAUCCUAACCCUUGGCGCUUUGACCCCGCGCGGACACAGCCACAGACAUCCUCAGACUGGGCUUAUGUCGGCUGGGGCGUAGGCAAAACGACGUGUCUCGGCACGCGGCUCGCCAAGCUGGAGCUCAAGCUGGUCCUUGCGCUCUUCCUCGUUGCCUUUGACCACGAGGUGGAAGGGCCGAUGCCGAGUCCCAACUGGAACGACAGCCUGAUGUGUCGUCCAGCCGAGUGUGUCGUGCGGUAUACGAAGCGGGGCAACUGA
Molecule: messenger RNA, 1596 nt
Organism: Mycena indigotica
Lineage: Eukaryota; Fungi; Basidiomycota; Agaricomycetes; Agaricales; Mycenaceae
Product: Cytochrome P450
Exons: 5
Coding region: 1-1596 (531 amino acids)
Biological process (GO): sterol metabolic process
Molecular function (GO): oxidoreductase activity, acting on paired donors, with incorporation or reduction of molecular oxygen; monooxygenase activity; iron ion binding
Source: RefSeq, a predicted model, not a curated record